ACCCGCACACACCCGGACUUGGGCUGGAGCCGCCCUUGGUGACUGUCGGCGGCCUGGCUCCCGCGCACUACCCGACUGUCGCCCAGCCUCCGCACCUGCUGGACGGUGCGUCCAGAACUAAAGCCCUGACUCCGCUCUGACCGGGGAGGGUCAUGAUUUCCCUGCCCGCAUCUCCUGCCAAUACCUGGCCGCUGUCUUUGUUCCUGGGGCUCAGUAUUCUCGAGCUGGAUGAGCUGAGGCGAUAGAUGAGACACUGCCUAAAGAGCUUAAGGACUUAACUCCAGUCCGUCUGUGCCCCGACCCCACACACAAGCUGAUGCGAAGAUCCCAGGAGAAUGUCCCAGCCCUCGGGCUUGACACACGGACUUCACGGACUUCACCCUACCCCUCCAGGGCCCAGGUGAAGGUGCACACGCCUGCUGGCCUUACGAAGCUGCAGGCAGUGGAGGGAAGAGAUAUAGUGCUCCCAGCCUGGUACACUCUGGAAGGAGAGAAGCUUUCGGGCCAGCCAUGGGAAGUGCCCCUCCUGAUAUGGUUUCUGGAAGAAAAAGGGAAGAAGGAGCUAAAGCAGGUGCUGGCCUACAUCAAUGGGUCCGUGUCAGCCAAGCCUGGAGUAUCCCUGGUGUACUCCAUGCCCUCCCGGAAUGUGUCCCUGAGGCUGCAAGGCCUCCAGGAAAAAGACUCUGGCUCCUACAGCUGCUCUGUGAAUGUGCAGCACAAGGGCCAUGACAGCAAAACUGUGGAACUCAAUGUGCUGGUUCCUCCAGCAACUCCAUCCUGUGGUCUCCUGGGCGUGCCUCGGGUAGGGGCCAACGUGACCCUGAGCUGCCAGUCCCCAAGGAGUGACCCUUCAGCUCAUUACCAGUGGGAGCGGCUGCCCCCAGCGGCCCAGGUUUUCUUUGCACCAGUUUUAGAUAACAUCCGUGGGUCUUUAAAGCUCACCAACCUUUCCACUUCCAUGUCUGGUGUCUAUCUCUGCACAGCCCAAAAUGCAGUGGGCAGUGCCUACUGCAAUGUGACCCUGAAUGUAAUCACAGGGUCACGAGCUGCAAUGAUUGCUGGAGCAGUUGUGGGCACCCUGGUCGGAUUGGUGCUGCUGGUUGGGCUGGUCCUGUUGUAUGAGCGCCAGCGCCAGGGCAAGGUCCUGGAGGAUGCGCCCAAUGACAUCAAGGAGGAUGCCACUGCUCCAAGGACCCUGGCCUGGUCCAAGGGCUCAGACACGAUCUCCAAGAAUGGAACUCUUUCCUCGGUGACCUCAGCACGGGCCCUCCGGCUGUCUCAUGCCUCUCCCAAGCCUGGCACGAUUACCCCUGUGCCUCGAGUGUCUACUCAGCCCCACCCCUCACCAGGACUACCCAAGACAGAUGGGACUGACCCUCAGCCAUUGUCCUUCAGCCCUGGUGGGCUUUCUCACUCUGCUCUGAGGCGCAUGGGUGCAGUAAAUGUGAUGCUACCUUCCCAGACGCAGGAUGGGUCUCUGGUGUGAGAGCCCAGGCACUCACCACAGUGUCUCACCUUCCUGAAAGGGUCAGCCCUAGAGCACAGACCUGAGCCCGGGGAGGGUAGCCACACUCCAGCCCUCCUGUCCUCUGACCUCAUCUUUUUUAACUGUGGGAAGACUGGGUCUUAGUAAGACCCAAAUGUCCAGGAGGUCACAGAAGUAUUGAACCUGGGUGUGGGGCGGGGGAGGGGGGAGGAGGCUGCACUCCUCCUCAUGAAGCCAGCUGAAUCCUGCUGAGAUUGCCUGACCUCCAAGGGCCCUGGAGAAGGCUGCUGGUUCAAUGAGCUCCCCGGCCUUCUAGGAUCUGUACCCCACCCAUGUCUAAUGUCGUCCUUUACUGUCUCUCCAGCUCCUUGCAUUAAUGUCCAGCUGGCCCUCUUGGAUUUCUUGGGACAGAGGAUAGGAAAGGCAUUUUUAAAACUAA
Molecule: messenger RNA, 1925 nt
Organism: Octodon degus (degu)
Lineage: Eukaryota; Metazoa; Chordata; Mammalia; Rodentia; Octodontidae
Gene: Esam
Product: endothelial cell adhesion molecule
Exons: 8
Coding region: 317-1486 (389 amino acids)
Biological process (GO): homophilic cell-cell adhesion
Cellular component (GO): adherens junction; plasma membrane
Molecular function (GO): cell-cell adhesion mediator activity
Source: RefSeq, a predicted model, not a curated record